GUGAUGUCAGUACCAAAAAGAAACCUGACGCCCAAAUCUACAUUGAUCUCAUCAGCAAGUGCAAAUCCCUGGGGCUGGAGGGCGAGUUCUCCACCUGCUUCACAGAGCUCCAGCACAACUUCCUGAAGGAUCGUCCAGACAAGCUAAUGAAUCUCAUCCGCCUGGUCAAGCACUGGUACCAGCUGUGUGAGGAGAAGCUGGGGAAGCCGCUGCCCCCCCAGUAUGCCCUGGAGCUGCUCACAGUCUAUGCCUGGGAACGUGGGAGUGGAGCCCCUGAUUUCAACACAGCCCAGGGCUUCCGGACAGUUUUGGAACUGGUCACCAAGUACAGGCAGCUUCGAAUCUACUGGACAGUGUAUUAUGACUUUGAAGACCAAUACAUCUCCAAAUACCUGCACAGACAGCUCAGAAGAGCCAGGCCUGUGAUCCUGGACCCUGCUGACCCAACAAGAAAUGUGGCUGGUGGACACUCAGUGGGCUGGUGGCUGCUGGCAGAUGAGGCUGCAACCUGGCUGAAGUAUUCAUGUUUUAGUAAUUGUGAUAAGUCCAUAGUGUGCUCCUGGAAUGUGCAGGUGAGACCCU
Messenger RNA from Peromyscus maniculatus bairdii (prairie deer mouse), 582 nucleotides. The record is from RefSeq and is a predicted model, not a curated record. Lineage: Eukaryota; Metazoa; Chordata; Mammalia; Rodentia; Cricetidae.